AUGAAGGAAUACCUUGAUCUAAAGCACAUGGAGCUGGUUCCAGAUUCUGAAAUUAAUAACAUCAAUAGUUUGUACCUCCCUCAUCACGGAGUUGUUAGAAACACUAGCUCUACAACUAAGCUCCGCGUCGUCUUCGACGCUUCAAGUAAAACCUCGUCUGGACUUUCUUUAAACGAUUUGCUCAUGGUUGGACUAAGAGUACAGCCAGAACUUUUUCCUAUCCUGAUUCAGUUUCGACUUUUCAAUGUAGCCAUUUGCGAUGAUGUGGAAAAGAAGUUCCGCCAGAUUAAAGUUCAUGAGGAAGAGGUAGACUGGCAAAGAAUUCCUUGGAGGGAGUCUCCAAACGAACCAAUAAAAGAAUAUCGUCUAACAUCCUCAGCACCAUUCCUCUCCACGAGAACCUUACGACAGCUUGCCACAGACGAACAAGAGAAUUUUCCAGCCGCUUCAAGAGCUACCCGUUGUCACUUUUAUGUAGAUGAUUUGCUGAGUGGGAGUGCGACAAAGAAGGAAGCCAUUCAACUGGUAUCCGAGCUGCAGGAGAUGAUGAAAAAGGGAGGCUUUUCUUUACGUAAAUGGGUUUCAAACGAUCCCGACGUACUGGCAACCAUUUCAAAAGAAUUACAGGCAAUUGAUUCAAAACACACGAUCAACGAUGACCAACCUGUCAAGAUUCUGGGAAUAGCUUGGCUUCCAGAUGUUGACAAGUUCUCCUUUACCAUCACCGUCAAUGAGAUGGACGUAUGGACUAAACGUAAGGUACUUUCUGAAGUCGCUAAAAUCUUUGACCCCUUGGGCUGGUUGGCACCUACAGUUAUCAUUUCCAAAAUCUUCCUCCAAGAGCUGUGGAGUCAUCAUCUAAGCUGGGACGAGGAGCUACCUGAUUCUCUGGCAAAGCAGUGGAGAACAUUUCAAGAACAGCUUCCUGUACUUACAAAUAUCAAAAUUCCACGCUGUAUUCUCAUUCCCCAGGCUUCAGACGUGCAAGUACACGGAUUCUGCGACUCUUCAGAGAAGGCCUAUUGCGCAGCUAUAUACAUUCGUUCCCAGGAUGUAACCCUAGCUGUGACAUCCAGACUGCUAACAUCCAAGACGGGUGUCUCUCCAGUAAAACCGCAGUCUUUACCUUGA
This is a messenger RNA of Uloborus diversus, 1131 nucleotides long. RefSeq lists its product as uncharacterized. The transcript has a single exon. The record is from RefSeq and is a predicted model, not a curated record. Bases 1 to 1131 code for a protein of 376 amino acids. Lineage: Eukaryota; Metazoa; Arthropoda; Arachnida; Araneae; Uloboridae.